UUCUACCAUAAAGCAAAAAGAAUCACAAUUUCAGAAUGUAAGCCAUUACAACUUCAAGCAAGUUCAUUUGCACAUUCUUCAUGGAGCUCAAACUACCCUCUUUCUGGAUCCUUUUCACCUCCUUCGUCUUCCUGUUUAUGGUGUUGAACAUACUUAUCAAAAGAGCCAAAACCACCAGCUCAGAUUCAAAACUACCGCCAGGACCAUGGAAACUACCGUUACUAGGAAAUAUCCACCAGCUUUUCGGCUCUUUACCACAUCGCGCGCUUAGAGACUUGGCCGAGAAACACGGACCCUUUAUUUACCUAAGACUUGGACAACUUCCAACCCUAGUAGUUUCAUCAACAGAGUAUGCCAAGGAAGUGAUGAGAACCCAUGAUGUCAUCUUUGCAUCUAGGCCCCGGAGUCUAUUCUCUGAGAUCGUGUUGUAUGAUUGUACAGACAUUGCCUUUGCUCCAUAUGGUGAGUAUUGGAGACAGCUGCGGAAAAUUUGUAUGCAGGAGCUCUUGAGCACAACAAGAGUUGAAUCAUUCAGACCCAUUAGAGCAGAAGAGAUGUUUAAUCUCAUGGAAUGGAUUGCUACAAAUGUCGGGUCAGCUAUAAACCUCACUGAGAGGAUCAAAUACUCGACAUAUAGUAUAACAUCGCGGGCGGCCUUCGGCAAGAAAAGCGAGCACCAUGACGAGUUCAUAUCGAUUGUUGAGGAAGCUAUAAACGUAGCAGGAGGUUUUGAUAUUGCGGAGUUGUUUCCUUCUCUUAGUUUUCUUGCCACGAUCACUCGUGCAAGGCCUACACUCGAGUCGAUUAAACUGAGGGGUGCGAGGAUAAUGGAAAACAUAAUAGACGAACACGAUGACAAGAAGUCAACAACCAAAAGCAGUGAAAGUCAAACAUCUCAAGAAGAUCUGGUUGAUGUUCUUCUGAAAUUUCAUAACAAUGGUGAAAUCGGGUUCUCCCUAACAACUAACAAUAUCAAAGCGGUUAUUUGGGAUGUCUUUACUGCUGGAAGUGAGACAUCUGCUACAGCUGUAGAUUGGGCAAUGGUAGAAAUGAUAAAGAAUCCAAAAGUGAUGGAAAAAGCUCAAAAUGAGGUGAGACAAGUCUUUAGUAGAAAAGGGUCUGUCGAUGAAACCGUGCUUAGUGAGAUGAAAUAUUUGAAAUGUAUUGUUAAGGAGACAUUGAGGUUACACCCUUCUGCUCCUUUAUUACUUCCAAGAGAAUGUAGAGAGAAGUGUGAGAUUAAUGGCUAUGAGAUACCAGCUAAAACCCAGGUCAUAGUUAAUGCAUGGGCAAUAGGAAGAGAUCCUAAAUAUUGGACCGAACCUGAGAGUUUUAUACCAGAAAGGUUUCUUGAUAGCUCUAUUGAUUAUAGAGGAACAAAUUUUGAGUAUAUACCAUUUGGGGCUGGAAGGAGAAUAUGUCCCGGCAUGUCGUUCGGUUUGAUCAAUGUUGAGCUUCCCCUUGCAAUGUUGCUUUACCAUUUUGAUUGGAGACUUCCCAAUGGAAUGAAACAUGAAGACUUGAACAUGACGGAGUCGUUUAGUAUCACAGUUAAAAGAAAUGAUGAUUUGUAUUUGAUUCCCAUUGCCUACGAUCUGUCACAGUUAAAAGAAAUGAUGAUUUGUACUUGAAAAAUCUCUAGGAGCACAAAGUAACUUGUAAUUUAUUAUUCAUACACUAGUAAUUAAGUUGUUUUCUGUUCCAUUACUACAUGCUGCGUGAAAAUGUUAUUUG
Morus notabilis is the source of this 1734-nucleotide messenger RNA. RefSeq names its product cytochrome P450 71D11. Lineage: Eukaryota; Viridiplantae; Streptophyta; Magnoliopsida; Rosales; Moraceae. Gene Ontology annotation, molecular function: heme binding; oxidoreductase activity, acting on paired donors, with incorporation or reduction of molecular oxygen; iron ion binding. The transcript is spliced from 2 exons. The record is from RefSeq and is a predicted model, not a curated record. The coding region runs from base 81 to 1631 and encodes 516 amino acids.